Messenger RNA from Eremothecium gossypii ATCC 10895, 336 nucleotides. It is a transcript of the gene QRI5, whose product is annotated as mitochondrial 37S ribosomal protein mS38. Gene Ontology annotation, cellular component: mitochondrion. The record is from RefSeq and is marked provisional. Lineage: Eukaryota; Fungi; Ascomycota; Saccharomycetes; Saccharomycetales; Saccharomycetaceae. The transcript has a single exon. Gene Ontology annotation, biological process: mRNA processing. The coding region runs from base 1 to 336 and encodes 111 amino acids.
AUGCUGGGGCUAGUGCGGAACAUGUGCAGGGCAGUUCAGCUGGCGCGCGUGCCGUUUGUGCGGCCGUUGUCGCUGCAGGCGGUGGCGGUAAACAAAAGCGGCGGCAGCGCAGUGUGGAGCGAGCUACGCAGCAUGCGCGCGGCAGCUAGCGCGCCGCUGGCAGUGGCGUGCACGCAAGCCGUGCUGGUGUGGGGUGAGCGCAGCGUGGGCCAAGCGGCGCCGCUGGAGGCGGACAGCGUGAUGCGCAAGCGGCGGACCAAGAUGAAGAAGCAUAAGUGGCGGAAACGCAGAAAGGCGCAGCGCGCAGAGCGGCGGAAGCUUUCGCAGGGACGGUGA